Molecule: messenger RNA, 5966 nt
Organism: Procambarus clarkii (red swamp crayfish)
Lineage: Eukaryota; Metazoa; Arthropoda; Malacostraca; Decapoda; Cambaridae
Gene: numb
Product: NUMB endocytic adaptor protein
Cellular component (GO): cytoplasm
Source: RefSeq, a predicted model, not a curated record
GGGUCAGCGAGGCAGUCGUGUAGUGGACGCUGGAGUUAACUCAUCACUCCUCAUCUGUGUGGCUCGUGCUGGCUAAAGUGUGGCCGCUUCAGAAAAAUAAAGUUGAUUAUAUGGAUUUCGUGGUGCUCGUGUGGUAUAAAGUGAAUUAGUGGUAGGGGCGUGAAGGUAUCUAUCAAUGGAGUACUCUUGAUAGUAGGUGGGAGACUUAGUGUUGCAGGUGGGAGACUUAGUGUUGCAGGUGGAGGGAGGUGGUGGAGUAAGAGCCAGGGAGCACCAGUCCCCGGCCACCACACACCCAGGUGACUGUUAGGCUGCCCUCAGCCAGUCUGUUAUCGUCAUCACCACCCACCAUACACACUCUCCUGCUCCUCCCAGCCCUCCUCAACCCCUCACGCGCCCUAUAGUUACCACGCCUUCAUAACUCCAUAAUUUAAUAGCAAAAAUAGUGACAGUGUGUAAGUGUAAUAGUGUAAAAGCAAAGGAAAUAGUGUAAAGCAAAGGUUACAUAUAAAAUCGAGGUGUAAGAAGAAUGGGGGCGAGUUCGUCUCACCACGAGCCCCUGGGGGACCAGCACUCCAACGCCUGCACCCGCGGCGCCCCCCACGGCCCCUCCCACACCCGCACCUCCCUCAGGAAGUCUCUGAGGAAGAAGAAGCGAGAGAAGCUGGACCAGAAGGAUGACAACAAGGAGAACCAAGGGAACGAGGUGGCCCCUGAGGGUCGCGACCAACCGCCCCAGCCCAAGGUUGAGGGACCAAGUGGAUCACGGGGACGAAAGAUGGAUCGGCUUCGGCGGAGCUUCAGAGAGAGUUUUCGAAAGAAGAAGGAUCACCAUGUGACGGAGGCAUCCAAGCCUCACCAGUGGCAGACUGAUGAAGCAUCUGUUAGAGCUGGCACAUGCUCUUUUCCUGUCAAGUAUCUAGGUUGUGUAGAAGUCUUCGAGUCACGAGGGAUGCAAGUGUGUGAAGAAGCUCUAAAGGUACUCAGGAAUUCUCGCCGAAGACCUAUUAGAGGUAUGCUCUACGUAUCGGGUGACGGACUUCGUGUAGUAGAUGAUGAAACAAAGGGACUGAUUGUAGACCAAACGAUAGAGAAGGUGUCUUUUUGUGCGCCCGAUAGAAAUCAUGAAAAAGGAUUCUCAUAUAUAUGUCGAGAUGGAACUACAAGGCGAUGGAUGUGCCAUGGUUUUGUUGCUGUUAAGGAAACGGGUGAGAGAUUGAGUCAUGCAGUUGGUUGUGCUUUUGCCGCCUGCCUGGAGCGCAAGCAAAAGAGAGAUAAGGAGUGUGGGGUUACCAUGUCAUUUGAUCCCACCACAUCCACAUUUACCCGCUCUGGCUCCUUCCGACAAAUGACCGUCACAGAGAGGUUGUCCGACCCUCAGGAAUGUAAACCUAUUGAACCCGUACCCGUCAAAAAGGUUGAAAAUCCACAUGCCAUUGCAAGGCCGCAUGCUACACCCCUUAUGCUGCAGCGUCAAGGUUCCUUUAGGGUAUUCCAGCAUCUCAGCCAGUCACCAUUCAAGCGGCAGUUGUCAUUGCGAUUGAAUGAUCUACCCUCUAAUCUUGAGAGGACACGUUCUAUGUCUUUAGACAACAAUGCUGUAAAUGCUGCCAUUAUCAACAAUAAUAAUCAACCUCCAGAUAGUCCCCAGCCUCCUCUACGUACUCACAGGGAUAGACUUCACUCACUCCCAAACGCAGUUAACAUGACUCCUAUACCAGAGAGCUCGCCUAUAGUGGAGAAUAAACCAGGAGAUGCCGUAUCUGCCAUGUGCCAGGAACUCUCGGCAGGAUUAUCCCUUCUCUCCAAUUUCUCGGACCCCUUCUCCUCCCCAGAGAGUACUUCACCUGCUCACAAUGCCUUCACUACAGCAACCACCACCAUCACAAGCUAUACUAAUGUUGCAAGCACAGUAGUGUCAAAUCAGCAUGGAAUACCAUCACAAGGAGUUAUGAUGCCGUCUGUUGAACCCAUUCAUGAGGAAAUCCCCUGGGCAGGACCUGAAAUUAAUGGACAAAUUACAAGUUUAGUUGAUCCAGCAGGAAUAGAAGCUACAAGGUCAUUAGGAGAAGAAUGGCUUUCACAGUUUAACACGCAAACAAAAAUUACCAAUGGAACCAUCACACCACCAACAGGAUCACAACCAGUCAACAAUGCCGUUAUUGGUCAGCGUAACCCUCCUUUGGCGCAGGUAAGGUCUGCCUCCUUAGGUGCAACUCCAAAUGCAGCCACACCAUAUGUGGCUGUUGGCUCAGCAAGAGAUCCCAUGAGUUCUUCUUGGACCACUUCUAAUGGCACAGGUGGUACAACUGCAAACAAUUUUCUGGUGGGAACUACUACAAAUUCUUCAGGAACUGGGAACGAUCCUUUUGAUGCAGAGUGGGCGGCUCUUGCAACCCGUAAUGCCAACCCCAACAACCCCUUCCUGCCAAACACUCUCACAAAGGCAUUUGAGGUACAAAUGUAAAUUUCAGUGUCAUUUUGAUAAUUAUUAUUAAUUAUCAUUAUUUCAUUUAGUUAUUGAAAGAGGAUUUAUUUCUUGGUUAAAUAUCAAAUUCUAUAAAUUUGUAUUAAAUAUAUGGUCAUCUGCCAGUCAAGAAGUGUUCAGAUCCAAAUUAGAUUAUUAAUUUUUAGCAAAAUAAAUAUAUGGAAAAUAAAAACAUUAAAUUGGUGAAUAAUCAUUUCAAGAUUUUGUAUGUUCAUUUUUUUGUGAAUUAAUGAGAUAAUCAAAUAUUUAACGUUAGGCAGACUUUUUUCUUUAGUGCAUCGUUAAUUGUGGAAGGUUAAUUUCAGAGCACAUUAGGGUUUAUGAAUUGUUGAACAAUCCUAUUUUAGUAUUCCAGUUAAGUACUACAGUACUUACAGGCAUAAUACUUUGUGUAAUGGCUGGUGUACUUAAAAAUUCUCAACUUCAGGCAACUUCUCUGCCAUAUUCCUCAAGUACCUUUGAAGUAAUGCAUAAUUAUAUUUUGUACUUAAAUCAUACAUUGUGAGAUGUUUAAAUUUUUAGGAGAUGGAAUAAAUGAAUAGAUUUGAUGCUAUUUUUCAAAUGAGAUGUGUACCAUAUUUACUCACACGAACAUAAGCAAAAGUAUGUUGAUGUUUCUAUAUUAGUAGCAUUUGCACAGAUUGUAUAGUUGCUGGAUGUGUAAUGGAAUUCAGAUGUACUUUGUAUAUAUAAAUUUAUAUAUAUUUGUCGUACCAUAUUGGUAAUGCUGUUUUUUUUUUUUAUAGUUGGCAUUUCUCAUGAGGAGCAAUGUUAAUGAUGAAUAUAUGAUUUUUUCUUAAUUUCUGAACUAUUUUGUUGCCGUCAUCAGAAUAUUUUGUUCCGCUGUGAUUAAACCAGUGGUACUGAGAGCCUACAGUAUCAGUUAUACUGAAUAUCAUACUUUAUAUUAUAGUAUUGGUUUGACAGUGUUCAUACAUACUUUACAUAAACUUAAUGUCUGUUCACUGCUUUCCAUAUAUAUAUGCACACUUGACAGUUCUGUAAUGGUUGACAUAACCAGUGCAAUAGUAAGCAACAGUUGUUGAGAUUACCUCAUAAAUUAAAUGUGCUGGCAUAGUUUAAUGUGCAAAAAUGUUUUCCAGGAGCAAAUGUUCUUGGUUCUGACGUUUACUGUGAAUAAAAGUUUCUCAAGUUUGUGUAUGUGCAGACACGCAUUCAUAGCCCUCGUGGGAGACAUUUUUGGGGUGUAUUCUGGCAGUUGGGCAAACAUUCAAUCUCGAGAAUAGGAUGAACUUUAAUAAGUGAUGAUCUUCUUAAUAUUUUAUUCUUCUUGUCUGCAUGUUAAGCUGCCCUCAUAAAUGUUUUAUAAUUGGAAAUCUUAAGAGUAGAGGUCAAUUAACAUGUCUUGAGAGUGCUCAUUUUGAUCUGUAGAAAUGGAUAGGAAAUCAAAUCCUAUGAUAUAAGGAAGUUACUGCAAUUGAAAAAUCAAAUUUGUUACAAUCCUUUUAUUAAUUGCCUAAUAUUGAAGUUGGCAUUUUGUAUAAAUUAGCAUAUUGUUAAAUGUUAAGUAAAUUAUGUCUGCUCUUGUUAAGCAUAUUUUCUAAUAUUUAGAUUAUUGUGUGUAAGAAAAAAAAUGAUAAGUUAGGUUAAGGUAGGAUACUGCAUUUUAUAUAAUUUUGAUAAUUUGUUCUUUGGCACUUUCAGCCAGUAACUAAGAUUAUUCAGUCAUUGGUACAUGGGGUAAUGGCUACAGUGAUAGAAUGUACAUAAAUAAUUUUAAUAUAGAAGAUUUAUUAUUUAAAAGUAUGAUUGUAAAUUCUUAGAUUUUGAUGUUGGCUACAUCUUGUAAUGUAAGUGGGCCAUACUGACUGAUGUAUAUGAUACUCUUGACAAAAUAUGACUGUUGUAAAAGAAUUCAAAAUGUUAAAAAAUUUCAUAUAUUGACAAUGCACCAUACUUGAAAAUGAAUAGCAAGCAAUAAUUUGAGUAGCCUUUGUGUUGAAACCAUGGGGAAUGCUAGUUCCAUAAAUUGCCCUCAAUUAUAGUGUAUCGCAUCAGAGUAUGAAACAUUCAUGAUGAGUAUCUUCUUGCUUGCAAUAUCUUGUAUCAAACUGGAGGUGUUAAUCCUAGUUGUUUUGAUUCACUAAGAUUCCUGUUGCAAGGAUUUUAUGCAUGCAAUUUUUGUUUGUUUGUUUUAAGAUUAUAUUUUUAUAUUUUGCACUUUGCUCAAAGUUAAAAAUGCAGUGCAUUUCUGUAAUUCCUUUGCUGGUAUAGUACAUUAAUUUAGGGCCAUGUUCAGUUGAGGCACUAAAGUUAGGUGAACGUAUUUUAUAUUGAAGCACGGUAAAAAUCUUGACUUUUAUGAAUUUGCUAAAUACAAAUGCUACGUACAUCUUCUAGAGAUUGGAGUUUCUGAAGCAAGUUGAAAUAGUGCGUUGUUAGGAAUGAUCGCUAUUAUGAACCAAAGUGCCUCAUGAACGUCACCCAAAUAUUACAAAUGGUGGUAAUGGCAUAUCGUGAUUUUAUCAUCAAUCAAUAGUUCAGUACAUUCCUUUAAUAUUUUCUGUGAUAGAUCUGUCAUAAUAUGCAUUCAUAAUUAUAAUAAUACUGUAUAUGUAUUUGAGAAUUUAUUAGUACUGCUUGAGAUGCACCUCAGGUAGAAAAAUUGAUGUUGAAAACAGCUUGUGUUUAUGCUUUUUUUUCAUGUAUAGAUUAUAACAUUGACUUUUAUUCAUGUGUCAAUAAUAUUGGUCUGUUUUCAUAAAGUAUUGUAAUUAUAAUGAUACACCAGAAUACUGGGAUUUGUUCUGCAAGCUCUUGGUGUAAUGGAUACAUUCUGUUUCCUUUAGAGAAAUAAUUUAAACAUAGAUGUUAGAAAAAACCAGCCUUUGAUUUUACAAAACAAUUUUUAAUGCAUUUCAAUGAUUUUUACUUUGCUUGAAAAGUACCAAGAUUGCCAGUCUUUGAGAAAACUACCUUUAAUAUAUUGUGAAAAUGUAUAUAGAAAACUUUUUAAUUUGCAUUUUAUUUUCAAAACAAUUUGUAUAUAAUAUAAAAUUACAGUGGUAAUCAUCAGGUUUUAAUAAAAUUUGGCAGUGUAUAAAAAAAUUGUGCUUAUGACCACUUCUCCAAUAGAUAACAUGUAAUUAACAUCCAAAGAGUAAUGUAUUUUUAAGCUGAAAAACUUCUUAAAUGGGAAAGCAAUGUUAAAGUUUUCAAAGUGUGUUUCCUUGUAAUGUAGUGACAUGUGUCAUGCACGGUAAGAUAACCUGGUGCACUCGCCGCAAGCAGAUAUACAUACAUAUGGGGUGAAGCAUAAUUUAGCACGGAAAUGAAAUUCAAUGUGCCUGAUGACUGCCAAUGUGGGAGUUGUUGCUUAACGCUGUGAUUGUCAAGUAGCUUAUGCGGUGACGGGAGGUUUAUUACCCUGUCAUUUUUAUGGAGAAUAUACAAUGAUACUGUACAGUAGCUGUUAAGGGGAAGUCAUGUCAACACUAAAAUAUAUUCUACUGUCAAA